AUGACUAGUAAUGUACAUAAAAAGUUGAUGAAAACGUUCGAAAAUAAUUGUUCACUAACACAAUUUAUAACUUCAGAACGUGAAUUAGAUAAAAUUGCAGCAACUGAAUGUGUACUUGUUUUCCACGGAGUAAAACAUGGAAAUAGUUAUCGAUCUCAAGAAUGUACAGUUGAUUUAAUUCGAAAUGUAUUUGAAUCAUCAUCAGUAGCAAAAUCAAUGUCAUGUGGUAGAACUAAAGCACGAGCAAUUGCGUGCAAUGUACUUGGUCCUUAUUUUACAAAUAAAGUUAUCGAUGAUUUAUUAAAAGCACAAUAUUAUUCAUUAUCUGUUGAUGCAUCAAACAAAGGAAACUGCAAAAUGUUUCCAUUUGCAAUUCAAUAUUUUUCUGAAAUGGGUAUUCGUCGAGGAUUGAUCGAGUUUAUCAAUGAUCCCCAUGAAUCUGCUAUUGAUAUUUUUAAAAAUAUUUGUAAAAUUAUUGAUGAUAAUAAAUUACAAAUUGGAAAUUUAACUAGUUAUGGUGGUGAUAACAUGAACGUUAACUUUGGUAAACAUCAUUCGGUUUUUCAAUUAUUAAAAUCAAAAGUACCUCAUCUACUAAAAGUGCAAACUGCACAUGAUGAAUUACCAAUUGAUAUUGAAAUAACUUUAUGUAAAUUAUAUUCUUAUUUCUCGAGAUCAGCAAAACGAGUUGAAAGCUUGAAAGAGUAUUUCGAAUUUGUAUAA
Messenger RNA from Rotaria sp. Silwood2, 723 nucleotides. The record is from the annotation of a GenBank genome assembly. Lineage: Eukaryota; Metazoa; Rotifera; Eurotatoria; Philodinida; Philodinidae.